AUGCAAUGCAGUAAGGCCGGUGUGUCCUGUACUACAACUAUUCCACGGAAAAAGCGUUUCUUUGGUCCCAUCGAGAAUAUCACGUUGCACUACAAAUGCUUGCUUGCUUUGGUAUCGGGCCUUUUUCCCGAUAAAGACGUUUACAACAUUGAAGAGCUGAUGAAUCUCGGCAAGGCGUUCAAGUUCGAGAUGCCAUCAGAGAACUCCAAUGAAGAGGAGAUCCAAAACAUUCAAGAUUUGAAGCAGCACGCAUUAGAGGAAGAAAACGAAGAAAACGAAGCAACAAACGAAACGAGCGAGUCAAAGAGAGAGUCAAGCGAAGAAACCGAGGUUCCCGCAAACAACGCAGAUCAGAAACAGACCGACAUCAAGGACGAAGAGGAAGAAAGUGUCCUGGUGACGACGAAAUCAGGGCUGCCCAAACUGCCUCCGAACAUUAAGGUCAAGUCCGCAGCCUACGAUCGUGACAGGCUUAUCAUGGAUCGCUUUGGACACACCCAUUUUAUUGGAAACUUUGGUACGGCUUCGCUUUUGAAUGGACUUUGCGAUAUCAUCAUUAAACGGUCUUUCAGUGUGAAACCUCCAACAUCAACUCAGGACAUUCGAGACAGCUCUGUUCAAACCAUCACCUCAGAAAACGAACCCGUGUAUCAAUACCCAACUCAUCUGUACAACCUGGAUGCCAUCAACAUCAACAGAUUCCCGUUGAUCAAUCUUCUUAAUAGAAUAGAAGCUGACAUGUACAAGAGCGUAUUCUUCGAGAAAGUGCACCCAUACUAUUUCAUUUUCAACGAAUUCAAAUUUGACGAGAAAUAUAACCUCUUUUGGGAAGAGAUCAAGAAGACAAACAAUAAGGACGACGAACCAACACCAAUGAAGAUUGGAAGCGCAGAAAUCUGCUGUAUUUACAUGGUUUGGAUUCUUGGAAGACGUUUCCAGCUGUACACCAAUCCGCAAGACCUUCCAAUAAACUCCGAACUAGACGACGACCUCAUAGGACGUUAUAUCGACAUUAUCAAGCUUUCAUUGUCUGAUAUUGUGCUGACCCCUACUCUUGAUGGUAUUCGCCUUUUGAUCUUGCUGUCUGUCUACCUAUCCAGUAUUAAAGUCAGGGAGAGUGGCUAUUGUUUGAUGCAAAUGGCAGCCAUCCAAUCGAAGAGUUUGGGACUUCAUAGAAAGUUCAUUGUUGACAAGUUUAAUGACGAGAAAGCCGAUGAAAUGAAGCGUGUGAUGUGGUCUUUGACCAAGAGUGAGACCACCCUUUGCUGUUCUUUCGGACGAGCUAGUGCAAUUCCUUGGGAGGAAGUCGACGUUGAGUUGCCAACGAUGGCAGAGGUUGAUAACGAUCUGUUUAAGAUUUACUAUGUGCAGAGUUCCCGUUUGACCAAGAUCAUUUUCCAGAUCCUGGAUAAUAAGAGAAAGUCAACAAGAGAACCCCUGUCGCUCGUCAGUAUAGAGAAACUUCUGCUUUUCCAAAAGAAUCUUGACAAGUUCUGGGAAAGCCUCCCCGAGUCUUGGAAAGAUUACAAGUCCUUGCCGGUCAGAAGAUACAAACCAAAGCUUCACAUCCAAUUCCAUUACUACUUUAUCAACUUGACUCUCCCUGUUUUCAUGCACAUUGUCAGCACGCAAACGUCUGUUAUCAGGAGAGACGAUCCCAUUCAGUCUCUUCUAGUGAAUGGAAUCAAGUCAUCAAUCAAAACAGCCGAGAUCCUCACGUACACCGACUCCAACGGAUUUUUCAAUGGAACAUUAUACUACGACGUCUUCUAUUCAUACAACGCAAUUAUGGUUCUCACUUUGACAUACAUUUUAUUCAAGAGUUCGAAGGGACAGAAAAGCAAAAGCGCACUGGACCUGGAAUACCUUGAUAAGGAACAUGACAUCAACUUUCCGAAUCUUAUGAAAGCCAUCAAUCUAAUCAGAAAUCUUAUCCUGAACAAUUUGCACCAGAUUGACGGAACAAUGAGAAGAAUGAGUGAUAUCAUAGAGACGUUGCUGGAAGACCUUGGAAUUAUUCAGGUUCUGGUCAAAGAGUUUGGUGCUCGUUCAAGUAACGUGCGCAAGAUCGAAGAUCGAAACGAAAGUGGUAGCACAAGUGUCAACGGAGGUAUAAUUCCCGGAUAUUACAGAAAGUUCAAAGUCAACGAAAAAUCAAAGCCAAAGAGACGCCGGCUGGUCAAACCUACAGAGGGGAACACCAAGAAUUUGGAGUCAGGCACGUACCCAGCGGCGAUGGAGCGGAACUCGAAUAUGUCUUACUCUUCGAUCUUUGACUUCCCUAACUCUCGUUCAAACUCAUCGACAAAUCUUGGAGAUCAGUCUGGAAACUUUGAGCUACCAGUUUACAGCGACUCACCGUUAGAGGGACCGACAGAGAGCUCACGGUCAGCUACGCCUAAUGUGAACGAGGCAUUGAACUCGAUUUUGGAUACCGAGCUGAUGGAGGUCCUCUUUGGUGCAGAAAUGGUCGACGCCAAUACCAGGGCGUUCGACGGCAACAUUUAG
This is a messenger RNA of Ogataea philodendri, 2508 nucleotides long. RefSeq lists its product as uncharacterized. Gene Ontology annotation, molecular function: zinc ion binding; DNA binding. The record is from RefSeq and is a predicted model, not a curated record. The transcript has a single exon. NCBI's taxonomy places the organism in Eukaryota, Fungi, Ascomycota, Pichiomycetes, Pichiales, Pichiaceae. The coding region runs from base 1 to 2508 and encodes 835 amino acids. Gene Ontology annotation, biological process: DNA-templated transcription.